AUGCGCAUAUGCCUAUCGGUGGACUUCGACGCCCUCUCAGGCUACCUCGGGACGGGCCACACGCCCGAGAACACGCUCUCGGACUACUCGGCCGGCCUGCUCAGCGCCAACGUCGGCGUACCCCGGCUGCUGAGGCUGUUCGCCAAGCACGGCAUCUCGGAGAGGGUGACCUGGUUCAUCCCGGGCCAUAGCAUCGAGACCUUCCCGGGCAGGGCCGCCGAGAUCGCCGCCAGCGGCGCAGAGAUAGGGCUGCACGGCUACAGCCACGAGGGCGCGUACGCAAUGACGCCCGAGCAGGAGGACGACGUGCUGGAGCGGUGCACCGAGCUCGCGACGGGGCUGCUGCGCGGCAGAGGCGGGGGCGAAGGCGGCAGCGGGCAGCAGCAGCGGCCGCUGGGCCACCGCGCGCCGCUGUACCAGAUCCGCGAGUCCACCGUGGACCUGCUGCAGCGGCGCGGGUUCCUGUACGACAGCAGCAUGAACGCGCACGACUCCCUGCCCUACUUCCUGCCCCGCCCCUUCCCGCAGGAGGUGCCCCACGUGCCCGACUACAGCAAGCCGGCGGCGACGUGGAUGCGGCCGACACCCUUGCCCGCGCAGCCGCUCCCCGGGACGGCGGAGGCGGCCGCGGCGCUGGUCGAGGUCCCCGCUUCAUGGUACACGGAGGACAUGACGCCGCUGGGGUUCUAUCCGUACACGGCUUCGACGCAUGGUUAUGUUGCUACUGGUGUUGUCGAGAGGAUGUGGUGGGACCGGUUCGACUGGCUGUGGGAGAACGAGUCGUUCCUGGACGAGGGGCCUGGGGUGGGAUAUGGGUCGAUAUAUCCCCUGAUCUGGCACCCUGAGAGCGCUGGGAGAGCGCACAUCGUCGGCAUGGUGGACAGGUUUCUUGGGAGGCUGGUGAAGAUGGCUGAGUCCAGCGGAGGGGAGAUCACAUUUGAGACUAUGGCAAGUGUUGCGCAGAGCUGGAAGGCAAGGGAUGCGCCGUGA
This is a messenger RNA of Diaporthe citri, 990 nucleotides long. RefSeq lists its product as uncharacterized. The coding region runs from base 1 to 990 and encodes 329 amino acids. Gene Ontology annotation, molecular function: hydrolase activity, acting on carbon-nitrogen (but not peptide) bonds. Gene Ontology annotation, biological process: carbohydrate metabolic process. The record is from RefSeq and is a predicted model, not a curated record. The transcript has a single exon. Lineage: Eukaryota; Fungi; Ascomycota; Sordariomycetes; Diaporthales; Diaporthaceae.